GCCUGGCCAAACUGCAGAUUUUCAAAGCCUUAUUCUACAUAUGAAAUGCCAUGAUUUGGCCAGGUGCAAUGGCUCACAUCUGUAAUCCUAGCACUUUGGGACGCCUGGGCGGGCCAAUCCCACCAGACUCACUGCUGGGAGGCCCCAGGGCAACCCGGUCCUCCAAUUUCUUAUUGCUUUAUUUCACAGCCUCUUUAAUAAACCUCACAUCUAAAGGUUUAAGAAAUUAAAUCACCAUCAAAGACUAUUUCAGCCUUGGAGGAAUAAUACUAUUUUUAGAAAUGAGCUUUUAUAUUAAAUCACAGACAAUUUGCAACACUGAGUUGCAAGGUGUCUUGUUUAGUGCUGAUAACAAGGCCUUGUCCCUAUUUUGGUAGUUAGAAGAACUGAGACCUAGAAGGUGCUAGAAGAGGCCCCAGAUCACUCCCUCCUUGGGUUCAGUUGGAUUCAGCAGGCUCCUUGGCGACGUCCGAGCGCUGCAGUUUCGCCUGUGCUUCCGGGGGCUCCCGUAGUUGCCUUGGAUAACCGUGGGUGUCUCCUCAUCAUAUCUGUGCCAUUCAUGUUUUUCAGAGAUCUAACUGCCAAAGGACUUAAACUCUCUAAGCCUCCCUUUCUCUCUUUCCACGUAGUGGGGAGUAACAAUGCCUACUCUAGAGGGUCCUAUAGUAAAUGGGGCAGUGCCCUUCCCCCACUUGGUGGGCACAGAGAAGAGGCUUCAUUUGUGGAGUGAGGGAGCCUCUCUUAAAGCAGGGGUGACAUGUUUUCUCUUAUCCUCGCGUUCCCCACUCAGGGCAGCUGGGAACCGAGGCUGUUGACUGCGCCCCACACAGUGGCUCCCUCCCUCACAGGGCCCCUCACCAUCUCCCAGUACAAGGCACAUGCAACAGAAAAUCUCCACCUUCCUAUGAAAGCUUUUGCUCAUGCUGGGAUUUUUUCUCUCUCUCUCUCUCAGUGAGAAAAUGGCUCAUCACCUUGGAUACCAACGUUUUACAUCAGAGAUUGGUCACUCCUGCUGCUGUCAGCACUGUAAACACUGCUGGGGGGGAGUCAGCCCGAGUCCCCACCCCCAGCCAGGUGUCACAGAGGGGAUCGUCCUUCAGGCUCAGAGGGGCCCGCCUGCCACCACAAGCCCAACCCUAGCUCAGGGGCUGCAGAACUCAAGAUACCAUCCCGUUUUUCCUGGCUGAGGAAGGGAAGGGAAGAGCGCAUCUUCUGUACUCCUCGGUUCUGUGUCCCUGGGGCCUGGAGUCAAGACACCUUCAAAUGCAGAGGCUCUUCAGACACAGCUUUUCUGGAAACUGAUCUUCAGUGCACUAAGAGAAGGAGAGUCUCAAACCAAAAAUGACCUGGAGGCAUCAUGUCAGGCUUCUGUUUAUGAUCAGUUUGGCAUUACGGAUCAUCAACUUGGGAAACAGCUAUCAAGUAGAGAAACAUAACGGCAGUAGAGGGGAAGUCACCAAGGUUGCGGCUCUGAAGCACCAACAGACACCGCUCAACUGGACCUCGGGUCAUGUCGGGGAGGUGACUGGGAGCGAGGAGGGCUGGAGGCCUGGGGAGCGGCUCCCCUUCUCCCGAGCUUUCCAAGAGGGUGCGCCCGGGAGGCCACGCUGCUGCCGCAACGGCGGCACCUGCGUGCUGGGCAGCUUCUGCGUGUGCCCGGCCCACUUCACCGGCCGCUACUGCGAGCACGACCAGAGGCGCAGUGAAUGCGGCUCCCUGGGACACGGAGCCUGGACCCUCCGCGGCUGCUACCUCUGCAGGUGCGUCUUCGGGGCCCUGCACUGCCUCCCCCUCCAGUCGCCUGGCCACUGUGACGCGAAAGACUUCCUGGCCUCCCGCGCUCACGGGCCGAGCGCCGGGGGCGCGCCCAGCCUGCUGCUCUUGCUGCCCUGCGCGCUCCUGCACCGCCUCCUGCGCCGGGAUGCGCCAGCGCGCCCUCCUCCGCCGCUUGUCCCUUCCGUCCCCCAGCGGGAGCCACGCCCCUGCAGAAGAGGGCCGGGAUUUGGGCAUCGCCUUUCAUUUUCUAUGUUGUAAAUAGAAGAACUGGGUGAAUAUUUUUAUUGGGUAAUAAACAUUUUCAUGAAAGC
Messenger RNA from Saimiri boliviensis boliviensis (Bolivian squirrel monkey), 2087 nucleotides. The record is from RefSeq and is a predicted model, not a curated record. Lineage: Eukaryota; Metazoa; Chordata; Mammalia; Primates; Cebidae.